This is a messenger RNA of Closterium sp. Naga37s-1, 496 nucleotides long. The record is from the annotation of a GenBank genome assembly. Lineage: Eukaryota; Viridiplantae; Streptophyta; Zygnematophyceae; Desmidiales; Closteriaceae.
GGAGUACGCCCGCCGAGGAGCCACGGUGUACGCGACUGCGCGCCGAUUGGAGGCUAUGAGCGGGUUACAGGAGCAGGGGGUGACUAUAUUGAAGCUGGAUGUGACAAACGAGGGAGAUAUUCAGCAUUCAGUUGAGACGAUCAUGAGGGAAGCCGGGCGAAUAGACGUUCUCGUCAACAACGCUGCUGUCCUCGCCACGCGUCCCUUGGCCGACACGCCGCUCUCUGAUUGGCGCGCGCUGUUCGAGACGAACCUGCUCGGAGCUGUUGCGAUGGCCCAGGCCGUGUUCCCGCGCAUGGCCGAGAGGAAGCAGGGGCUCGUUGUGAACGUCUCCAGCUGCGCGGGUUUCUGCCACCUGCCCAUGGCAGCAGCCUAUUCAGCAUCAAAGGCGGCGUUGAACGCAGUGACCAACUGCAUGCGCAUGGAGAUGAAGCCCUUCGGAGUGCGUGUCAUGCUGGCGGUGCCGGGAUUCAUCAACACCAAAAUACACAGGUGA